Messenger RNA from Salvia splendens (bonfire salvia), 1286 nucleotides. RefSeq names its product piRNA biogenesis protein EXD1. The transcript has 10 exons. The record is from RefSeq and is a predicted model, not a curated record. Gene Ontology annotation, biological process: nucleobase-containing compound metabolic process. Gene Ontology annotation, molecular function: RNA binding; 3'-5' exonuclease activity. The coding region runs from base 87 to 1103 and encodes 338 amino acids. Lineage: Eukaryota; Viridiplantae; Streptophyta; Magnoliopsida; Lamiales; Lamiaceae.
CCGGACGCAAGGUGCCGUAGGCGAUAUGAAGUCUGUUUGUAUAAAGAGAGAGAGCUGAAUCCAGAUGGAAUCUCCACACUACUGACAUGGCGUCCCCUACCAAGACCCACAUUCCUCUACCGGACUCAGGUGACAAAGUCUUAGACAAUGAAGCAUGUCUGCCUUCAGUUCCUAUCCAUAUUGUUACCAAGGCAUCUCAGCUUCCGGAAGAAUUCCUGAACCCUUCACCUGAGAAAGAAGUGGUCAUAGGCUUCGAUUGUGAGGGGGCAGAUCUUUGUCGGCAGGGGACGCUUUGUAUCAUGCAGCUCGCUUUUCCAAAUGCAAUAUACCUUGUUGAUGCCAUUCAGGGUGAAGAGUCACUUGUGCAAGCCUGUAAGCCUGCACUUGAGUCUAGUUACAUCACAAAAGUUAUCCAUGACUGCAAACGAGAUAGUGAGGCUUUAUACUUUCAGUUCGGCAUUAAGUUGCAUAAUGUUGUGGACACCCAGAUUGCAUAUUCUUUGAUUAAGGAGCAAGAAGGGAAGAAAAGACUGCAAGAUGACCACAUAUCAUUUGUUCGCCUGCUUGCUGACCCCCAAUAUGGAGGCAUAUCAUAUGUUGAGAAGGAAGAAGUUCGUGUUUUCUUGAGGCAGGAUCCCAAGUUCUGGGCGCAUCGGCCAUUGUCUGAAUUAAUGGUCCGUGCAGCAGCAGAUGAUGUUCGCUUUCUUCUGUUUAUCUACCAUAAGAUGGUGGAGAAGUUAAAUGAGAGGUCCUUGUGGUUUCUUGCUGUUCGUGGUGCACUUUAUUGCCGCUGUUUCUGCAUCAACAAUAAUAAUUUUGCAGAUUGGCCAACACUGCCUACUGUUCCAGAGACUCUGAUUGCUGGUAACCAAGCUCCAGAAGAAGAAACACUAUCUGUUCUUGAUGUUCCACCAGGAAAGAUGGGAUUUGUAAUCGGGAGACGCGGAGCUAAUAUAUUGGCAAUAAAGGAAGGAUGCAGUGCUGAAAUCAUCUUCGGAAGCGACAAGGGUCCUCCAGACACGAUCUUCAUAAUUGGCCCGGUUAGGCAGGUGAGAAAAGCAGAAGCGAUGAUAAGGGGUAAACUGCAACAGCACUACCACUAGAGCUCGGUAUUAAUCCAUGUAACGAUGAUAUACUUGUGAAAAAUAUUGUCAGAAUGCGAAUUUAGUCACAUCUACGAUGGUUUGUGGCCAUCGGGCCGUCUAUGCCUGGCAUAACAUAAUUCUGGUACCUCCCUGUGGUUCUUAACUUCUCAAACUCAAGUACAUAUUAAUCUUCUGCAUUAA